Messenger RNA from Periconia digitata, 1017 nucleotides. The record is from the annotation of a GenBank genome assembly. Lineage: Eukaryota; Fungi; Ascomycota; Dothideomycetes; Pleosporales; Periconiaceae.
CAUGUGCAUACAUCUGUAAUCCCGCUCCGAUUAUAUCAAUCGCCGGCGGCACUCAAAGCAAGCCGCAUCCUCCUUUUCUCCUUCUCCAUGGCCUCCCAUUCGAUCCAGCCCGCGCUCUUCCUCGCCCUCCCCCGGGAGAUCCGCGACGAAAUCUACCGUUACGCAGUUAUCCGAUCGUCCCCAUUCUCCCUCUACGGCCACCACGCCAGUUAUCUUCCCACUCCGCUCACCACCUCACCGCAAAUUCAAUCCGAGGCCCUCGAGACCUUUUAUGCCACCAAUACUUUCACAUUGGAUCUCGAUACCCCCGCUAGUGCCACGGGCGGGUACACGGCCCAAUGGCACCCACCUUCUGGUCGCUUCUCCCAUGCACGCCCGCAUAUUCGCCAUCUGAUGGUUGACUGUGGGGAGCGCUACUCGGCAUAUACAGGGAAAGCGUACGAGGAAUUCAAGAGCCAGUCGGACGAUCGACAGCGUUGGGUUCAACUCUUGACGCUGCCUCGACUGGAGACCUUGACCAUUCGCAUGCAGAAGAUGCAUCAGGUCUCGCUUUUUACGCUAGAUUUCGGGCCCAUUGUAUACAAGUUACGGGCACUCCACCCGCGCAUCCGCAUAUCAUUCCACAUCUCGUUCGACACCAGACUUCGUGCAGCCUGGGACGAUCCCAUGUGGCAGGCCGCUGAACCACCCGUAACAGCGCCGCAUUAUCAGGAAAUGGGGUAUAUUGACGUGACCAGCUUGAUCGUACCACCCGGCGAGGAGGACCGCGCAUACGUCAACGAGUAUGUGCCGAGCGGCAAGAUGCCCGGACUGCCUUUGACGGAUCUGGGGCUGUUGGGGGAAACGGUCGCGAAUAGAAGGGUGCUGGGGACGCAUUACACGGUCAAGGAGCCGGCGCUCCUGAGGAUACAGAUGCAAGAGCAAUACGAGGCAUUUUUAGAGGCAGAGAGAGCCAGAGAUGCGGAGGGGAAACCUAAGGGAAUUCUACAGGCUUGUGUUCGAGAUGGAUUGGAUUAG